UCAUAGAAAGAAAUUAACAAAAGAAAAUCUAUGGCCGGUGUGGUUUUUUUCUCAUCUGCGUACUGAGUAGCUUAGCCUUUCCAUGUUUGAUCUCUAAGAAAAUCCAUCAAACACAAACUUUCCCAUAAUGACUCUCUCUACUUCAACGAAUUUUAGUGAUUUCAAAACCCUGCAAUCUUCUUAACUUUUGUUGGGUAUUCGCGGAAAUCUCGUGGGAUCUGAUAUUUUUUUUUGUUAAGAUGCCGCCGUCUUACUUCCCUCUGCGCUGGGAAAGCACCGGCGAUCAAUGGUGGUACGCGUCGCCUAUUGAUUGGGCAGCAGCAAACGGCCUUUACGACCUCGUCGUCGAGCUCCUCCAUCUCGACCCCAAUCUCCUCAUCAAAGUCACUUCGCUCCGCCGUAUCCGCCGCCUCGAAACGGUGUGGGACGACGAAGCUCAAUUCGACGACGUCGCCCAAUGCCGCUCUUUGGUCUCCAAGAGGCUUCUUAAUGAGUGUGAGUCCACGAAUGGAACCAAUACCUUGAUAAGAGCCGGCUAUGGAGGCUGGCUUUUGUACACCGCCGCCUCGGCCGGAGACAUGGAUUUUGUCAAGCAACUGUUGGAGAGAGACCCUUUUCUCGUGUUCGGAGAAGGAGAGUACGGGGUCACCGAUGUAUUUUAUGCGGCGGCCCGGAGCAAAAACGCGGAGCUUUUCACCAUGCUGCUCGAUUUCGCGGUGUCGUCGAGGGAUGAAGAGGAUGAAUCGAGUGAGACUCGGUCGGUUUUUAAGUGGGAAAUGAUGAACAGAGCGGCGCAUGCGGCGGCUAGAGGUGGGGGUACGGAGAUUUUAAGGAGAAUUCUCGGGGAUUCCGAUGAUGUUUUGGCCUAUAGAGAUGUGCAAGGUUCUACUUUGUUGCAUACUGCUUCUGGGAGAGGGCAGAUUGAGGUAGUGAAGUAUCUGGUGACGUCGUUUGAGAUCAUAGCCUCUACAGAUGGUCAAGGGAACACGGCCCUGCAUACGGCAGCUUAUCGAGGUUAUUUAAAUGUUGUCGAGUUUCUUCUUCGAGCGUCUCCGAAUUUGGCCUCGGUGAAGAAUGAUUGUGGGAGUACUUUUCUUCAUGUGGCCGUGGCCGGUUUUAGAACUCCGGGGUUCCGAAGAAUAGACCAGCAGAUCGAGUUGAUGAAACGAUUGGUAUGUAGUGAGGUUUUCGAAAUUCGAGAUAUCAUCAAUGUGAGGAACUCGGAUGGGAGAACUGCUUUGCAUAUGGCUGUCAUCGAUAAUGUUCAGUCUCGUCUGGUGGAACUGCUCAUGUCCGUGCCGUGUAUUGACCUGAAUGUCCGUGAUGCCGAUGGCUCGACCACAUUAGAUCUCCUCAAGAGAAGGCCUAAAUCCACAUGUUCGGAAAUUUUGAUCAAAGACCUAAUUGCAGCCGGAGGGAUCUCUAACUGCCAAGACAAUGCAGCAAGAAGUGCCAUUGUUUCCUGUCUAAAAGAGAAUGGUGUAGGUGCCAGUCCCGGAACUUCAUUUAGAGUCCCUGAUGCAGAGAUAUUCUUGUACACCGGUUCGGAGAACGCAUACGAUGCCGGUUGUGAUCAAGAAAGCGUGGGAUACAGUUCGUGCCUUAGUGACUUAAGCGAGUUGAAGCUAAGUAAUACAAUCGAAAAUAAGAAGCCGAGCUCCAUAAAUCACACUGCGAGACGCCUAAAGAAUCUUCUCCAUUGGCCUAGAAAGGAGAGAAAAACUGCGAGCGCAGAAUCGGUGGGCGACGAUGAUCCUCUGGAGGUCAUGAGUACUUCUAGAAACUGGUCGGACAGUCAUAUUCCGCUUCGCGAAAAGUACACAAAAUCAUCUCUUCCAAACAACACAAGGACUUUUUCACUCGGGAGAGAUCUUCCAAGCCCAUCCAGCAGGAAGAAAUUCACUGCAGGGCUAACGCAUGGCGUCAUCCAGGCAACACCACAUUUAGCUGCUCCUUUAAAAUCACCUCCAAGCCCUAUCUCAGCAUCUUCGACGGCCUCACCUGUAUCAGUGGAUGAACAAAAGGUCGUCCGCGAUGCUCGACUUAAACAGUUGUUCGAUGGUAAAGCGACACGAAUGAGUCCGAAGGAGAAUUCAGUCGAUAAGAGGCUGAUGAACCAGUAUUUCUGUUUCGGAGCACAAGGCCUAGCCCCGUCGAAGAUAGCCGAAGCCACACACGGGUGGAUCGCAGCAUCAAGACCGCCACUUCUUUAGCCGUUUGAUGACAAAAUAUAUCAAUAAACAUCCCAAGUUGUUUUAUUUGUUGUUUAAU
Molecule: messenger RNA, 2271 nt
Organism: Hibiscus syriacus
Lineage: Eukaryota; Viridiplantae; Streptophyta; Magnoliopsida; Malvales; Malvaceae
Product: putative ankyrin repeat protein RF_0381
Exons: 2
Coding region: 240-2213 (657 amino acids)
Molecular function (GO): protein binding
Source: RefSeq, a predicted model, not a curated record